AUGGACACCGACGGCCCCAAGGCGCGCUCCUCCAUGGAGGAGCGGCGCAACAUGCAGGUCGACAAUGCCAUCCGCGCCAUUCAGCAUAAGAAGCCGCUGCCCGAGAUUGACUUCUCCAUCCACACCAUGGAGGACAACACCCAAGUGAGCACGCUCGAGCGGGUUUGCAAAGAUGUGCAAGCGCCCGCCUCGAAAAAGCCGACAAACGAACAAUUCUUCGAGGACGUCAACACCCGCGAGAAGCCCAACAUCGUAUUCCUGAAGGAGCAUUUCUAUCGCGAGGGUCGAUUGACCGAGGAGCAGGCGCUAUGGAUCAUCCACAAGGGCUCAGAGCUUCUGCGCGCGGAGCCCAACCUGCUCGAGAUGGACGCCCCCAUCACCGUCUGUGGAGAUGUCCACGGACAGUACUAUGAUCUCAUGAAGCUCUUCGAGGUCGGCGGUGACCCGGCCGAGACGAGAUACCUCUUCCUUGGAGACUACGUUGAUCGCGGCUACUUUAGUAUCGAGUGCGUGCUCUAUCUGUGGGCUCUCAAGAUCCAUUACCCCAAGACGCUGUGGCUGCUGCGCGGGAACCACGAAUGUCGCCACUUGACCGACUACUUCACGUUCAAGCUCGAGUGCAAGCACAAGUACUCCGAGGCUGUGUACGAUGCUUGCAUGGAAUCUUUCUGUUGCUUGCCUCUGGCGGCUGUCAUGAACAAGCAGUUCCUCUGCAUUCAUGGUGGUCUCAGCCCCGAGUUGCACACCCUGGACGACCUGCGAAGCAUUGACCGUUUCAGGGAGCCCCCCACCCAAGGACUUAUGUGCGACAUCCUCUGGGCUGACCCCCUCGAGGACUUCGGCCAGGAAAAGACCAAUGAGUACUUCCUGCACAACCACGUCCGAGGUUGCUCAUACUUCUUCUCAUACCCUGCUGCCUGCGCCUUCCUCGAAAAAAACAACCUUCUCUCCAUCAUCAGGGCCCACGAGGCACAAGAUGCCGGCUAUCGCAUGUAUCGUAAGACGAGGACGACUGGCUUUCCCAGCGUCAUGACUAUAUUCUCCGCCCCGAACUACCUCGAUGUGUACAACAACAAGGCUGCUGUUCUCAAGUACGAGAACAACGUGAUGAACAUUCGGCAGUUCAACUGCACACCCCAUCCUUACUGGCUACCCAACUUCAUGGAUGUCUUCACCUGGUCGCUUCCUUUCGUCGGCGAGAAGAUCACCGAUAUGCUACUUGCCAUUCUGAGCACGUGCUCCGAAGAAGAGCUGCGGGAACCCGACUCGGCCACUUCUCCCGGCCCCGGCUCGCCUCCCACCACCCCGGCUCUUGCCAAGGAGGACCCCGAGUCUAUCGAAUUCAAGCGCCGUGCUAUCAAGAACAAGAUUCUGGCCAUCGGCCGCCUGUCACGUGUCUUCCAGGUACUGCGUGAGGAGUCUGAGCGUGUCACCGAGUUGAAGACUGUCUCUGGCGGACGACUCCCGGCCGGUACCCUCAUGCUUGGUGCCGAGGGUAUCAAGAACGCCAUCAGCACCUUUGAGGAUGCUCGCAAGGUCGAUCUUCAGAACGAGAGGCUACCGCCUAGCCACGACGAGGUGGUGAGGCAGAACGAGGAAGAGAGGCAGGAGGCUCUCGAGAGGGCGGCAAAGGAGGCAGAGAACGACAAGAAGUUGCAGACGCUCUCAAGAAGAUUGAGCACCAGUGACCGUAAGCGAUAA
Thyridium curvatum is the source of this 1701-nucleotide messenger RNA. RefSeq lists its product as uncharacterized. The record is from RefSeq and is a predicted model, not a curated record. The transcript has 4 exons. Lineage: Eukaryota; Fungi; Ascomycota; Sordariomycetes; Thyridiales; Thyridiaceae. Bases 1 to 1701 code for a protein of 566 amino acids. Gene Ontology annotation, molecular function: calmodulin binding; calmodulin-dependent protein phosphatase activity. Gene Ontology annotation, biological process: calcineurin-mediated signaling; fungal-type cell wall organization. Gene Ontology annotation, cellular component: cytoplasm; calcineurin complex.